GGGCGGGGUGGUGUGGGGCGGUCGUCCGCCUUCCCGUCAGCCCUAUCGGUGCUGGCAGUCUGUGGUCCUCCGCUUUCCCGUCAUCCCUCCCGGCACAGGCGGUUUUCUGCCGGCCCAUGGUUCUCCGGAGGGGAAGGUGACGGGAAAGGACGGUUCGAAGGAUGGCAGCUUAUUUGACGCACCAGCAGAAAGUACUUCGACUUUACAAACGGGCCCUGCGGCACUUGGAAUCCUGGUGCAUUUUCAGGGACAAAUACCGUUUUUAUGCCUGUAUGCUGAGAGCAAGAUUUGAUGAACAUAAAGAUGAAAAGGAUAUGAUAAAGGCUACAAAGCUGCUGAAAGCUGGUGAGGAGGAAUUCUGGACAAUGCAGCAUCCGCAGCCCUAUAUUUUCCCUGAUUCACCAGGAGGCACAUCCUAUGAGAGAUAUGAUUGCUACAAGACACCUGAGUCCUAUCUGGAUUACUGGCAUCCGUCUGAGAAAGCAAUGUACCCAGAUUACUUUGCCAAGCGAGAGCAAUGGAAGAAGCUGCGUCUCCAGAGUUGGGAUAAAGAGGUGAAGCAGCUGAAGGAAGUGGCUGAUAAUCUUGAAGGUGAGGCUCUGCCCCCUGCUCAUAAGGAGGGUGACCUACCUCCACUGUGGUGGAACAUUGUCACAAGACCCCGUGAGCGCCCAACAUAAAAAGGCAGAAAUGAUCCCAGUGUUGUCAACAGCAGAUUAUUUAUCGAGAGUUGGUGUAAACACUGUUUUGAAAUGUUUCUGUAAACUUAAUGAAGCCUAAUAAAUAACUGAAAAUAAA
This is a messenger RNA of Carcharodon carcharias (great white shark), 798 nucleotides long. RefSeq names its product NADH:ubiquinone oxidoreductase subunit B9 (gene ndufb9). Lineage: Eukaryota; Metazoa; Chordata; Chondrichthyes; Lamniformes; Lamnidae. The record is from RefSeq and is a predicted model, not a curated record. Bases 162 to 680 code for a protein of 172 amino acids. Gene Ontology annotation, biological process: mitochondrial electron transport, NADH to ubiquinone. The transcript is spliced from 4 exons.